AUGGCACCCAAAGUCCUCCGUCGCCGCGACCAGACUGCUGGUAGUGGACUCCGAGCAGUUCUUUCGGCUCAGGAAAAGGCCGCCUCACCAUCUCCCAUUCCUAGCCUAUCUGAGGACGCAGAGGUAGUAAAAGCCACCUGCGACUCAUUCCUCCUCGAAUCAUUCACUGCAGAAGACGCCUGGGAGCUUGGACAUCUGCUCUAUGCGCGACUACUCCCUUUCUCUGCCCAGAAGCCCACGCUGAUCUCCAUCGCGCUAGCCAACGGCCAGGUCCUGUUUCAAACCGCUGUUGGCUCCGGCACCGCGCUGGACAAUGAGAUUUGGGUGCAGAGGAAGAGGAAUACCGUGCUAAGAUUUGGUGCGAGCACUUGGUUCCAGCACUGCAAGUACGCAGGCGAUGAGGAGGCUUUUCGGCUUAAGUUUGGGAUGAGUCCUGAGCAGGCGGAGAAGUAUGCGAUUCAUGGCGGCGGUGUACCCAUCCGGGUUAAGGGAGUCGAGGGUAUCGUUGCAGUCGUUGUGGUUUCUGGGCUGAAGCAGCAUGAGGAUCAUGGUGUUAUUGUUGAUGUCAUUAACAGCAACUGGGAAUGA
Molecule: messenger RNA, 588 nt
Organism: Daldinia childiae
Lineage: Eukaryota; Fungi; Ascomycota; Sordariomycetes; Xylariales; Hypoxylaceae
Exons: 3
Coding region: 1-588 (195 amino acids)
Biological process (GO): post-translational protein targeting to endoplasmic reticulum membrane
Cellular component (GO): TRC complex
Source: RefSeq, a predicted model, not a curated record